UCAUUUGUAGCUUUUCAUCUGUCCGAAUCAUGGCGUAGAAUGUGGAACAAAAUGCUCUGCACCCCGCUUGGCAUACGCUCGUACGGAAGCAUGAGGUGCGCCCUUCUUACGAUGAUGGUGGCAUACUGAUGAAACUUUAACCCUUACUUCCUUUCGGGCCGUGUUGUUCUUUGCGCUUGUGUUCUGCUCUCUUCCGUUCCGUGUGGUGACUACCCGCAUAACUUUAGCUUCAACUUACUUGCUUGGCCCACCAACGUGCAUGGCACGUGUAAAUUAUGUUCCCCAUCGGAACCAUAUGCAAACAGACUACUUACUGGUCGAGUUAGAUUGGGGGGGAGGAAGACGUGCUGGAGGAAGUGUGAUAGAAAAGUGGGAUAGAGAGAGAAAGGGCGAAGAUGGUAUUAAAUUUUAUUUUUGAGCUGAUUGAUUACUUCGCUGGUCACCGGAUAUUUCUGGUCCAAUGGCUGUGCGUGUAGAUACACGCAUUCCAUUUUUGGCCCGCGUUGCCCCCGCGUUCCAAUGGGGGACCAUUGCAGAGCGACCCGGAGGUCUAGUGUUAAUUUUGACACUCUCUUCCAGUUCACUCCGAACUCCAUCUUUCCUUUCGGACCCCGUGCACUAUGAUCGAGGCGUACAAAAUAGACUGUAGCCACAUGAUUGAUCUCUACGCGUGUGUCAUCGUGUGGUGCGCAAACAAAGCGCUUCUAGGCAGAUGUUUUCAUAAUCUUCAUGGAUAGAUAUCGAUCGAAGCAACCAAUGCCGGACGGUGACGGGUUGGAGAUGUAUUUUGCUAAUUUUACUGAAAAGUUAUAUGAAGAAAAUGGAAUCGAAAUUACAACCACCCCUCAAAUACUUUCUUCGCGAUGAAGUCGUCAUCCAUAAUGAAGAGACCAGCGCGUGGGUUAUCGUCCACGGAACGGUUAUCGAUAUAACGUCACUGUUUGCAGCAGCCGAACGAAAAACGUCGCUACAGAAGAAGACACUACAAUGGCUGUUGGCGCUUGCGGGGCAAGAUUUAAGCUCGUUCUUCCAUAACAACGAGCUUACUCCCAUCGAGCGUACCAACCGCAACGGAGAACGGGUUCCAAUCUUCGUGCCCUGUUUGGAGCGUAAUCCUGCCACCCAGCUCUACUGGUACCGUGAUCCGGCUCUGGUCAUUGGACGCAUAACAUUCCACCCAUGCCCGGUGAAAAUUAUCAACACAUUGACAUUCCACGAGACGGAAAUGAUCGUUUGUUACGAAGAUACGAUCGGCGACGUGCGGGAAAAGUACUUGCGCUACAACGACAACGCCUGCCGCUACGAAUGGCGCAAAGAUCUCUCCAUGGGAUCCGAGACCGGACUGCUGCGGAUGGAUAAAACGCUUACUGAAAAUGGGUAUCAGGUCAAUCUGCGCAGUCCGAUACCGGUAAUUUGGAUAUUUUACAUUUUACCUCCGGGAACGAUAGACACAACGAAUGGCACGCACUCUUGCUCCGGAACAUCGUGCAACACGGUGAACGGGCCCCAGGCGGAGGAAAGCCAAAAUGCCAGCGCAUCUCCAGAUGGAAAACAAAGUAUAAACGCGACCACAAAGACAAAUUGUACGGCUCUGGAUAUCCACGAGUGUGCGAAAAACUGAACAAAUUACAAUAUAAUAGAAAUUCUUGAAAUUUUUCCGAA
Anopheles coluzzii is the source of this 1662-nucleotide messenger RNA. Its product is annotated as cytochrome b5 domain-containing protein 1. The record is from RefSeq and is a predicted model, not a curated record. NCBI's taxonomy places the organism in Eukaryota, Metazoa, Arthropoda, Insecta, Diptera, Culicidae. The transcript is spliced from 3 exons. The coding region runs from base 812 to 1621 and encodes 269 amino acids.